Megalops cyprinoides (Indo-Pacific tarpon) is the source of this 1863-nucleotide messenger RNA. RefSeq names its product cysteine/serine-rich nuclear protein 3-like. Bases 51 to 1856 code for a protein of 601 amino acids. Gene Ontology annotation, molecular function: DNA-binding transcription factor activity, RNA polymerase II-specific; sequence-specific DNA binding. Gene Ontology annotation, biological process: regulation of transcription by RNA polymerase II. Lineage: Eukaryota; Metazoa; Chordata; Actinopteri; Elopiformes; Megalopidae. The record is from RefSeq and is a predicted model, not a curated record. Gene Ontology annotation, cellular component: nucleus. The transcript is spliced from 5 exons.
AGUGCAGCUGGAACACACAGCCCUGGUGGAAACAGGUGCAGCCGGCGGCCAUGAGCGGAAUACUGAAGAGGAAGUUCGAGGAGGUGGACGGCGUCUCGCCGUGCUCAUCCCUGCGCGAGUCUGACGACGAGGUCUCCAGCGAGAGCGGGAACAGCAGUGACAGCGUCAACCCCUCCGGAUCCAGCCCCUUCACCCCCGCCUCCAUCCUGAAGCGGGGAAAGCGCAUGCGCGGCAGGAGCGUGCACUUCCAGAACGUGACGGUGUACUACUUCACCCGGCGGCAGGGCUUCACCAGCGUGCCCAGCCAGGGCGGCAGCACCCUGGGCAUGUCCAGCCGGCACAGCUGCAUGCGCCAGUAUACGCUGGGGGAGUUCGCCCUGGAGCAGGAGAGGCUGCACCGGGACAUGCUCAGAGACCACCUGAAGGAGGAGAAGCUCAACUCCCUCAAGCUCAAGCUAACGAAGAACGGCACGGUGGAGUCGGAGGAGGCCAACGUGCUGACGGUGGACGACAUCUCGGACGACGACAUCGACCUGGACAACACCGAGGUGGACGAGUACUUCUUCCUGCAGCCGCUGACCACCAAGAAGCGGCGGGCCCUGCUGCGGGCGUCGGGGGUGAAGAAGAUCGACGUGGAGGAGAAGCACGAGCUGCGAGCCAUCCGCGUGUCCCGGGAGGACUGCGGCUGCGACUGCAGGAUCUUCUGCGACCCCGAGACCUGCGCCUGCAGCAUGGCGGGCAUCAAGUGCCAGGUCGACCGCAUGUCGUUCCCGUGCGGCUGCACCAAAGAGGGCUGCAGCAACACUGCGGGCCGGAUCGAAUUCAACCCCAUCCGGGUACGGACUCACUUCCUGCACACCAUCAUGAAGCUGGAGCUGGAGAAGAGCCGCGAGCAACAGCAGCAGCAGGUCUCCUCCACCCCCGGCGGUUUCCACGGAGAUGCGGCGGCGCACGGCGGCCCCCUGGUGCAGGUGGGGCACGGGCUGGAGUACCCCCUGCCCGACAGCGUGCCGCAGACCGCCCUCAUGCACCUGCAGGCUGCCGACGACAUGGACGAGCCCAUCGAGGACGAGGACGACGAGGACGAAGACAACGAGGACGAGGAGGACGAGGAAGAGGAGGAGGAGGAGGAGGAUGAGGAAGAAGAUGGCAACAGCCUGUGCAGCGGGCUCACCGACUCCAGCACGCAGAGCCUGGCGGCCAGCGACUCCGAGGAAGAGGAUGACGACGAAGACAAGUCGGACGACUUCGAGGAUGGGAUCGGCGUGCCCCCGGUGUCUCACACUGAAGUGGUGCCCCUGUCCUCAGUGCUGUGCUACUCCGACAGCCCGGCGGUGCACAACGGCCACAGCAACAGCAACUCCUACUUCGCCAGCCCCUCCGCCGAGUAUUACCAAAUGCAGAACUCCAGCUCUGCCUCGGCUGGCGUGGCUGCCGAAGCCCCGCCCUUCCAGGACAGGGUGACCAACCACGGCGACGCCAUUUCACUGGGGCCCUUCGGCCUGUCCUCCGAGCAGUACGUCGGUUACUCCAGGCAGUCCGAGGAACAGUACGGCGCUCACCGUUUCUCCGUGACCAACGGUCCCUCUUCGGUCAUCGUCUGCUGCGGUCCGGACCAGGAGAACAACGUCCAGGCCAAUGGGCUGUACCCCGGAGAGCCCGGCCUUCACUCCCAGAUGGAGUUCCAGAACUACUUAAACAAUAACUCGCAAGAGCACUACAUCAGCAACGGGAACUGCUUUGUGUCUGAGCAACCCGAGGAGGUCUCUAACGCUCUGUCUGAAAGCUCGUCUUUACCGGAGAGUAAAAAGAACCCUGCGUCACUAGAGAGUUUUCCCAAAGUCACACCAGUUUAGUGUGCCU